Messenger RNA from Ictalurus furcatus (blue catfish), 2549 nucleotides. It is a transcript of the gene snn, whose product is annotated as stannin. Gene Ontology annotation, cellular component: mitochondrial outer membrane. Lineage: Eukaryota; Metazoa; Chordata; Actinopteri; Siluriformes; Ictaluridae. The record is from RefSeq and is a predicted model, not a curated record. The transcript has 2 exons. Bases 424 to 687 code for a protein of 87 amino acids.
GCUAUACAAAUAAAAAUGAAUUGAAUUGAAUAUGCAGAAAUGUAUGCAAAACACUCAUCCCACAUACUGUACAGUCAAUCUUCCGCUGUUGAUGAAAGAGCAUUCCAGUAUGUGAUUGGCUGGGUGCAGAUUUGCAGCUGUGAUCUCAUUUCCGGUCAAGUGACGGCUCACUCACGCGCUUCCUUUUCCUCUAUGUAUUUGGGGGAAAUGUAUUUGUUAUUGACGGGGUCUGGUAUUUCCACGAUAACACUCGACUGAAACAGUGACUCGGUCUGGGAUCAUGACUCAUCAGAGCAUUAUUUCGACAUGCUUUAACCGGGCUCGAUGAAAUGAUUCUUUAAGACUAAGAAGACCACACGCUACCAGGACCUGUCAUAGGAAUCUUAAAUAUCAGGGAAGACUGAAUUCUCCUCUACAGAGAAAAUGUCAAUAAUGGACCACAGCCCCACCACUGGCGUUGUGACGAUCAUAGUGACCCUGAUUGCCAUUGCCGCUCUGGGAGCGCUGAUCUUCGGCUGCUGGUGCUACUUGCGGCUGCAACGCUUCACUCAGUCCGAGGAUGAGGAGAGCAUCGUUGGUGAGGGCGAAACCAAAGAGCCUUUCCUCCUGGUGCAGUACUCGGCCCAUGUUCCUCGGGCAGAUCAUAAGAGCAGACUCGCUCCUACCAGCACUGAGAGCCACAGCUAAUUGUUCUCUUUAGAAAAACCCGUGCUGGGUGUGAUCCAUGCAGGGAUCCAAUUUCUUUUGCUCCUUUUAUAUAUUACAAAACAUAUCGCACUUGUGAUAACAUCCUGUUGUAAUGGUUUUCAAACGCAGAAGAACAAAAACGCAUGUAUUUGUCCGGCUGCUUCUAAAGUCUUUGUGAAUGUUGUUUGCACUUUGUGGUCCAGUGGAACCCUGUUAUAAUGUGAAACUGGUACAUUUGUGUUGUUUUUUUUUUUUUCUGUGACAUUUAUUUAUCUGCUAAAUUAUGUCCUUAGGUACUAAUAUUUUGUUGUUGUGCUAUUUUAGAAGAACCUUUCUUUCAGCCAGAGCUGGCUCUGGUGUAAAGCCAAUAUGUGCAAUGACUGCACAUGCUCAGUUGCGUAUUAAUUAUUGUUUAUUAAUUCAACAGUCCAUUUAAUAUGUGAAAUAAAUCAGUCACGUCUUUAGUUGUAGUUAGCGACUCAAGAUCCUUCGAUUACACAUUUAGUCUCUGACAUGCCAUCAGAAAGAUUUGUGUGCAGAUUAAAUAUUGCAUUCUUGGCGCAGGGUUAAUGCUCUCUGCAUCUACUUUUUUUAGCACGGAAAUUAGAUUUGUAUUUCAUUUCUACGUCAUUUCGACACGCGGGAUUAGAUGCUGUUGUAGUUUGGAUCUGCUAAGAAGCCAUCAUGAACGAAAGCCAGUGACUAGGUCUCAGCGUGUGGAGGUACAACAGGAAGAGCCCAGAGGUGUUCGUUAUGGUGGCUGAGCACAUUUCUGUGUGGAAUUAGAUGAAAGAUGUGUAAAUAUUUUUUUUUAUAGGUCUUUCAUGUUUGUCAUGCUGAAAAUGCAUAAAUUUGUGAGGAGAGAAAAAAAAAGUUGUGAAUUGUCUGCUUUUCUGUAUAAAUGAAUAAAAUGUGAUUUUGAACUUAAUCAUAAGUCUUCGCAUCUAUGUAUUUCCAGGGAUGGGUUCAUGUUCAGAUUCCACUUGACAGAUCCAGGACACAUCGUGAUCAGAUUAUGAUUGAAUUAUUCGAACUGCAUUCUGAGGUGGUCGGAGAUACACUUGACCACACUGCCUUUGUAAUGUAAAUGCUAAUGUGUCGCGAAUGUGUCCCAGACAACACUGAAGGACCUGUGCAUGGAGACUGGGAUCUCACGAGACCUAACCAAAAAAAGUUUUUUGCUUUCAGGACAAAGAAAGGCUAUGUAUAUUAACAUUGGAGCACGUUGGGUAAGGUGGGUUGCUGUAAACUAGAUGGCAUUGUUAUAAAAAAAUGUAUUAAACUAUUGGAUAGUGUUGCUAAAUGAAAUUAAGUUCUAUACCAUGGCGCUGUUGAAUUCUUAUUUCUGACUGGUCAGUGUUGAUUAACUUCUUUAACUUGUACAGGGACUUGGUGUCUGGUGGACACGCCACAUAAAAUGUGUUUCGUUGUUGUUAUGGCUGGCAAUAGAGUCAAUGAUUUAUCAUUAUUAGAAUUAAGCAUCAAUUUAUUAAUCGUCAGUAACUGCGUUAUCCUAGUCACAGUGGAUCUGGAGCUUAUACUGGGAAACAGAGGCCGGGAAUUCACUCCGUAAGGGACACUAAUCCAUCUCAGGGCAGCACGCACACAUUCACACGUACGGUAGGGGCAAUUUAAUAUAGCAAAUCUACUACCUACUGGCAUGGUUUUUGAAAGGAUGGUGGAAAUCAUAGAAUGCGGACAUAUGGAGAACAUGCACAGAAACUUUCGAGACUUGGUGUGGAUCAUUUAACCUGUGAGGUGAUCAUCUAAUCAGAACAAUGGUCAGUUACAUAUAACUGUCUUAAAAGACAUGGUAACAAAAACAGGGUAUAUAAGUUUGAGUGACAAAGACAUUCCUGCAA